UAUUCUGAAAGGUUGGUUUGUAACCGGAAUUCCUGAAUGAAUCGGAGUUUGAAAGCAGUUUUAAUGAGGUUAAGCUGUUAUGUAACAAUGAUUUGUCUUUAAAUUAUCUGUAUUUGACUAUUUGCAUCGUUUCAUUUGCGAGGUGUGCAGCAGCAGUUUACUAUGGCGGCGCGUAACGACUUGGAACCGAAAUUGUACGGCUACAGCAGGGUCGCGUGCGGCAUCUGUACGCAUGUGUUAUGUGCUGGAUUAACUGUCUUAAUAGCAACCCUGGCCAAACCUGGAUCCAGUUUGUUUUCUUGGCAUCCAUUCUGCAUGACUCUUGCUUUCUCCUUCUUCAUGACCCAAGCCAUUCUCCUGUUCAGUCCUCAUUCCUCUCCUGUUAAGAAGUUCAAGCACAAUAAUAAAGUGCUUCUCCACAGGAUCCUGCAGGUUCUGUGUGUGGUUUGUGCGAUUGUGGGUAUUGUCACCAUUUCGAACAACAAGAACCAAAACAACAAGCCACACUUCACGUCAUGGCACGGGUUGAUCGGUCUAAUCACCGUGAUAUCUACUGUAAUGCAGACUAUGGGCUCCAUUGGUCUGUUUUCUCUACUUUCUCCCAAACUGCCCAAAGGUUGGUCGCUGGCGAAGCUGAAGCGCUAUCACGCCACCUCGGGUUUACUGACGUACCUGCUGGGCAGCGUCAGUCUGGUUCUCGGGCUGUCUACUGCAUGGUUUAGCAGUAACGUGAGCGGGUACGUUUGGUACCUGGCAGCACUCUGCCCAAUAGUGUGUGCUUUGGUUAUUAUGAAUCAGGUUACAAAUGCGUACAUGACAAAAAAACGAUCACAGUACUGAGGCAAAAUCUAAAUGCCUUAAUUUUGAUUUGCAAGCAUUUAUUUUUUAGCAUAAAGUUGGCAGUUAUUGACUAAUGUUCAUUGAUAAAUGUCAUUGUUUGUUUGAUUUUGUCUGAGAAUUUUUAUAAUUGAUGUAUAAACUGAUCCAAAAUGUAUUUUUAUAUAACAAUUUUGUAUCCUUGAAAGCAUUACAAUAGUUUUGUUGACCUCUUUAAUUGUUAAAUUAUUUGUUAUUCCUAAUAGGCUUGUGCAAUGUAUUUGCCAAACCAUUUAUUGUGCUAUUAAAAUAAAUACAAGCAUUUGUAACAUC
Paramisgurnus dabryanus is the source of this 1149-nucleotide messenger RNA. It is a transcript of the gene cyb561d2, whose product is annotated as cytochrome b561 family, member D2. NCBI's taxonomy places the organism in Eukaryota, Metazoa, Chordata, Actinopteri, Cypriniformes, Cobitidae. Gene Ontology annotation, cellular component: endoplasmic reticulum. Gene Ontology annotation, molecular function: transmembrane monodehydroascorbate reductase activity. The record is from RefSeq and is a predicted model, not a curated record.